Molecule: messenger RNA, 3290 nt
Organism: Vigna unguiculata (cowpea)
Lineage: Eukaryota; Viridiplantae; Streptophyta; Magnoliopsida; Fabales; Fabaceae
Product: scarecrow-like protein 34 pseudogene
Source: RefSeq, a predicted model, not a curated record
CCGAUAAUACCCUCUUUAUAAACCUAACAAAAAGUUAUGUUGUUCUGAUAGCACAUGUCUUCAAGAUAAAGAGCCAAAACUGCUACAUAUCAGUGGCUUCACCACAUACUUGUGUCAGUAUGUGAGACAUGUUGAUUCCAAGAAAUAUUGUGAAACCUGCAACAGAUUUAUGAGCUGGUGUGGUGUUAUCAGCUAUAACUGUAUCGUGUUAGAGUAUAUAUUGUUUCCCAUUGAAGAUAAGUUUCAAGGAUUAGCGUCGUACAUCAGCUUCUAGGAUUGGCCCUUCAACAAAAUCUACCCCAUGAAGAUAGAGUUUUUUGACAACAGUAACACCAUCCUCCUCCGAAAUAGGAAGGUUCGCGGUCAUGUUCAUGACCAUGAUAGUCAAACUUCAAAGGGCUGCUGCAUACGUUGCUGUUUGCAGCUUUGUGACUGAAUUCCCCAUUUUUCUUUCUUCUUUCUCUUUCUGAACACUACAAAAAGCCAUAACGAUGGAGCCCAACUUUCCCGGAGUUGACCUGUUUGAUGAAGAGGAGAACAUAUCACACCUCUCAGAAUCACUUGGUUUUGCUAGAAUGGAUCCUCCACUUGAAGACAACGACUUCUCAGAAACCAUCAAGUUCAUAAGCCAGAUCCUCAUGGAAGAGAACGUUCAGCUACAGAAUCCAUUCUACGACUCACUCACCUUGCAGGUUACCGAGAAGUCCUUCUAUGAUACUCUAGUGGGUAACCUUUCCCCUAAUCAACACGCCCUUCUUCUCAGCCCCCAAGGUGAAACCACCGCCACUGAUAACAACAGUUUUUUAGAUGAAAUUUUCCCUUCCCCGGAUUCUGUUUCUGCUUCUGCUUCUACUUUUCAGUCUGUUAGUCAUGGAUUCUCAGAUUUAGAUUCUUCUAUUGCCAAACUCUUGGCACAGAAUAUGUUCAAUGAUGCUGAUUCUAUUUCCCAGUUCAGGAGAGGAUUAGAGGAAGCUACCAAGUUUCUUCCUUCUGGCCCUGAGCUUGUAACUGGUCUCCAUUUAAACGGUGAAGAACAAAUCGAAACGUUUGAAGUUAAUUCCAAGAGUAGAAAGAAUCACGAGCGUCAAGAGAGAGAUACCACAGAAGAAGAAGGGAGAAGUAGUAAGCAAUCGGCACUUAGCCUUGUUGAUGAGAGUGACAUUUCAGAUGCCAUAGAUCGGGUGUUUCUAAGUGUGGAAAACGUGGGCAGUGAACACGAUUCCUUGCAGAGUGGAGCAGUGAAAGGUGAGGAGCGACAUGGAGGAAAGUGCCGAUCAAAGAAAAAAGGGACGAAGAAGGAAACUGUGGAUUUGAGGAAUCUUCUGCUGAUGUGUGCACAAUCUGUGUAUGCCAAUGACAAUAGAGCUGCCACCGAAUUACUAAAGCAAAUUCGGCAACACUCUUCGCCCUUUGGUGAUGCAUCACAGAGGGUAGCUCACUACUUCGCCAAUGGUCUUGAUGCACGCUUGGUUGGGGCUGGUUCUUGCGGUCAUGAACUAUUUUCUUUUCGGAACUCUCAGAGGAUUACUGCUGCAGAGUACCUGAAGGCAUAUCAAGUGUUUCUAUCUUCCACCCCUUUCAAGAAGUUUACAUAUUUCUUUGCAAACAAAAUGAUUACGGAAGCAGCUGCAAAAUCAGAAACUCUCCAUAUUAUUGAUUUUGGCAUCCUAUAUGGUUUCCAGUGGCCAAUUCUUAUAAAGUUUUUAUCAGAUAGAGAGGGUGGUCCUCCCAAGUUGAGGAUCACAGGGAUAGAGUUUCCCCAACCAGGUUUUCGUCCCUCUGAAAGGAUUGAGGAGACGGGUCACCGUCUUGCUAACUAUUGUAAGCGUUACAAGGUUCCCUUUGAAUACCAUGCCAUAGCAUCAAGGAACUGGGAAACUAUUCAGGUGGAAGCCCUUAAAAUUGAGAGCAAUGAGAUAGUUGCUGUCAACUGUCACAUGAGGUUUGAACAUUUACUGGAUGAGAGUACUGUUGAAGUGAACAGUCCUAGAAAUGCAGUUCUUCAUUUGAUCAGGAAGAUAAAUCCGGAUAUCUUUACUCAGAUCAUUAUUAAUGGAUCAUACAGUUCCCCUUUCUUUACCACACGGUUUAAGGAGGCACUGUUCCAUUUUUCUGCGGUUUAUGAUCUGUUUGACACUGUCAUACCUCGUGAAAACGAUUGGAGGUUGACGAUUGAGAGAGAGCUUUUGGGUCGGGAGGCUAUGAAUGUCAUUGCAUGUGAAGGUUCUGACAGGGUUCAUAGACCUGAGACAUACAAACAAUGGCAAGUUAGGAAUACAAGGGCUGGUUUCAAGCAGCUCUCAUUGAAGGAGGAAUUGAUGGCCAAACUUAGGACUAAGUUAAAGGAAUAUCACAGGGAUUUUGUCUUCAAUGAAGAUAACAAUUGGAUGAUUCAAGGUUGGAAGGGCCGAAUUUUUAAUGCUUCCACUUGUUGGGUGCCCACAUAAUGAGAUGCCACUGCACUUCUGCACUUGGUUUAGAACUCAGACUAGACAAUGUUGAAGCUUGACUUAGUAUCUGCUAACACAUCAUGGUUAUUUGAAAUAUUUAAGCAAAGGCAUGGUUCAAUGUUGAAGCUUAUUUUGCUCGUUAAAUAAAAAAUUGCUGUGAUGAAGAUCGCACCAAGCUUUGCACAAGUUACUUGGUAAAUUCAUGUCACCAAUUUACUGGUAUAAUUGAGACUAGUGAAUGUAAUGCUAAUUCUAUAAUGAUAAGGAAGGAAUAAUAGAGUAGGAUAUGCGCUUGCCUAUUUCCCAUGUUUACUUGAAUACUUACAAUUAUUAUGUUGAGGUAUUUCACAUCCUUAUUAAUAAUUAUGUAAAAUGUUUUUGCAGGAAAAAUUGUCCCUUGAGCUAACCUUGCUCUAAAAAUGCUUCAUAUUUUGUUCCACCGAUCAAAGAGUUUAGUAUUUAGUACAUAUUGUUGUUACAUAAAUGGUAAAGAAAAGAAUACGAGUGCUGAUAAAUGCUAGCUAAGUUUGAACUUCUAACAAUGGUUAACAAGAUAGAACAUAUUUGGAUCUUAAAAGCCAAUGGCUGAUUCUUAGAAACCUACCUUUUUGUCUAGUUAUAAGUCCUGAACCUGGUUCAAUAACAUCUCUUUAUGCCAGCACCCAACAAGUGGAAGUAACAAAAUCUGUGGUACCAUUUCCUUAACUUAGUCUUAAAUUUGGCCAUUAAUUCCGCAUUCUAUAUGAUCCAUUAGUGAUGGAGUGCUAAUAAUAUCCGGUUACUGUAAUUUCAGAGUUGUAAAGUGAACAUAUUUUCAUAACCUAUUGGUUCCUUUGAGCC